Vitis riparia (riverbank grape) is the source of this 1273-nucleotide messenger RNA. Its product is annotated as protein THYLAKOID FORMATION1, chloroplastic. The coding region runs from base 206 to 1099 and encodes 297 amino acids. Gene Ontology annotation, cellular component: chloroplast thylakoid. Gene Ontology annotation, biological process: photosynthesis; protein import into chloroplast stroma; thylakoid membrane organization. Lineage: Eukaryota; Viridiplantae; Streptophyta; Magnoliopsida; Vitales; Vitaceae. The record is from RefSeq and is a predicted model, not a curated record. The transcript is spliced from 6 exons.
CUCUCUUACUUUUUUUUCUCUCAUUUUCUCGAGAAAAAGAAAAAAGGAAGUCCAAUUUCUUCUGCCAUUUUUCUCACCUUCAUGGGUAUGACAAAGCGUUUCCGACUUUGAUUUUCCUGGAAAUUUUUCGCAUUUCUAACCCUGUAACGCAGUGUUUCUUCCUCUCUAUCCCUUUUUUUUCUCUCCUCUUCGGCUUCGCUCUGAAAUGGCGGCUGUGACUUCUCUAUCUUUCUCGGCAUUAGGUCAAUCUUCGGAGAGGAAAGUUCCUGUUCCGACGACUCGCUCGUUCGCUUCCGCCUUCGAGGCUUUUCGUUUCCGUGCGAAUUUUUAUGCCGUGGGCGUUCGAUCUUCGAGUUCGAGUUCUCGGAUGGUUGUUCAGUGCAUGUCUAGUGUAACAGAUGUGCCCACUGUAUCCGAGACAAAGAUGAAUUUUCUGAAAAAUUAUAAACGGCCAAUCCCUAGUAUCUACAACACUCUGCUGCAGGAGCUGAUGGUACAACAACAUUUGAUGAGGUACAAGAGGACUUAUCGAUAUGAUGCUGUCUUUGCCCUUGGAUUUGUUACUGUAUAUGAUCAACUCAUGGAUGGGUAUCCAAGUGAUGAGGAUCGAGAUAUCAUCUUUCAAGUGUAUAUCAAGGCAUUAAGGGAGGAUCCAGAGCAAUACAGAAAAGAUGCACAAAUGUUGGAAGAGUGGGCUCGGUCUCAGACUGCUAGUUCAUUAGUUGAGUUUUCAUCUAGAGAAGGAGAAGUUGAAGGAAUUUUAAAGGAUAUUGCAGAAAGAGCUGGGGGUAAAGGUAGUUUCAGCUACAGUCGUUUCUUUGCCAUUGGGCUGUUUCGUCUUCUUGAAUUGGCAAAUGCAACUGAACCCACUAUUUUAGAAAAGCUUUGUGCAGCCUUCAACAUAAGCAAAAGGAGUGUGGAUAGGGACCUUGAUGUAUACCGCAACCUGCUUACCAAGCUGGUUCAAGCAAAAGAGCUUCUCAAGGAAUAUGUGGAUAGGGAGAAGAAGAAAAGAGAAGAAAGGGUCGAGUCUCAGAAGGCUAAUGAGGCCAUCACAAAAUGCUUGGGAGAAUACGAAUACACAGGUGUAUUUUGGUGAUUCAGAUACAUCCUAUCUCACCUUGUUAUUUUUUUUUUCCUUUUCCCCUAUUAUAUUAAAAGAAUUUUCCAUUGUACCAUGCAAAUGUAUUAUGUUGCUCAUUAGUUGAUACAUGAAAUUCCCACAUAAGAAUUGGCAAUUUUAAUAGCAAUCAAAAUCUCUCCAUAUGCAUCC